UUGUAAGCGCAAUUUUUUGCGAAAGCCUAUAUAUAAUAAAAUUAUAUAAAUUUCAACGCAGCAACACACGAUUUUUCAAAAUUCCUUUUAUGUUAGUUUUGGUAAAUAAAAAGUACUUAGAUUUGUUAAAAAUGGCAACGCCAUGUUGACGUGCCAAACUCAAGAAACAAAAUGUCAUAAACCUGAGAAUAAGAGUGAAGUAGGCAAAAUUUUACAGGUUUUUUACAACCUAUCCAAUAUACAAAAUUUAAAAGUAUAAAACUAAAAAUUUGCAUGGAAAGUUAUUGUAAAAAGGAGAAGUUUAUAAAAAAAAAUAGAAAAUUCAAAUAUAUAGUCAAAUAAAUGCGUUGGAAAAAGAAUUUAUAAACUACAGAAAUAUUAACGGCUGUGCGUGAGGAAUUUGAGGCUGAAUUUUCUAACAAAAAAAUUGUAGAACGAGAGGCGCAAUAUUUGCCAAACCAAACGAAAAAACAGUCAUUUUAUGAGGCCCAUAGCUUCAAGAUAGGUUUCUCUCUUUUAAGACAGUGAACUGCAAUUUUCUUCUACAAUAUACGCCUAUAAAAUAUUUAUUUAGUAUAAUAAAAGUGUUUAGGGAUGGAUGUUGAUGGUCUCUCAAAUGAUCAAUAUGAGAAAGUGCUACAAUUUCAGGAUUUAACUGGUAUUGAAGAUUUAAAUGUUUGUCGCGAUGUUUUAAUACGAAAUGAUUGGAAUCUUGAAGUUGCAUUUCAGCAACAAUUAAAUAUUCGAGAGGGACGUCCAACAGUAUAUGCAUCAUCAAGUAAUGCACGUGCACCUGCCGUUAUAAAUGAUCAAUUUAUGCAACAAAUAUUUUCAACUAGUAGACGUCGAAAUGUUGGCCGAAAUUCAUCUGAUUCACCGUGGGCACCUCGUGGUUUCACUGGUUUUAUUGGAUAUGUUAUACAAUUGGUAUUUAAUUAUUGCUACUCUACUCUAACAUCAAUAUUAACUUCACUUUUAAAUUUUGGACGAAAUGAUGACCGGCUGGUAACGGAUCCGUUAGGCGAUGUUUUAAGAUUUAUAGAGGCAUACAACGAAAAAUAUCCACAACAUCCAGUCUUCUAUCAAGGAACGUAUGCUCAAGCAUUAAAUGACGCUAAGCAAGAACUUAGAUUCUUGCUUGUAUAUUUGCAUAAACAUUCUGAAACAAAUUCUGAAGUUGAAUCAUUUUGCAGUGAAACUCUAUCUGAUCAAAGAAUCAUUGAUUACGUUAAUCAAAAUACAUUAUUUUGGGCUUGCGAUGUAUCUUCCCCAGAAGGUUAUCGUGUUUCUCAUUCAAUAAACGCGCAUACCUAUCCAGUGAUGGUUAUGAUCGGUUUACGUUCAAGCCGUAUGAUAAUCAUGGGGCGUUUUGAAGGUGACUGCACGAGCGAGGAACUAUUGCGUCGUCUACAAACAGUGAUUGCUUCAAAUGAAUUGUUUUUAAUGCAAGAAAGAUCAGAUCGUUUAGAACGAAAUUUCAAUCAAACAUUGCGACAACAACAGGAUGAGGCAUAUCAACAGAGUUUAAGAGCUGAUGAAGAAAAGGAACGCUUAAAAGAAAUUGAACUUUUGGCUAUGCGAGAAAAGCAAGAGGCUGAGAAACGUUUACUCGAAGAAGCUGAGAAGCGAAAGGAGGAAAUCAUUAAAAUGAAAUUAAAAUUACUUGAAGAAGUUCCAACUGAGCCUCCACUUGAUUCGCCCAGCACUAUUUGUGUGGUUUUUAAGCUGCCUAAUGGCGAACGUCUCGAAAGAAGAUUUUGUAGAACAAAUUCUAUCAAUGAUGUCUACAAUUAUUUAUUUUGUCAUCCACUUUCGCCUGAUGAUUUCGAAAUAACAACGAAUUUUCCAAAGCGUGUUCUUUAUAAUAAAAGCAAUUGUGGAGAGUGUAAAACACUGGCAGAGGUUGGUCUUAAAAAUCGUGAGGUUCUCUUUGUACAUGACUUGGAUGCAUAAUAUUUAAAGCAAUAUCAUUAUUUUGCGGAUCAACUCAUAUACGUAAAGAAGAGUUUUAUACAUAUUUUAUAAGUCCUAUUUUAAAUAAUUUUCAUCUCUUUGGUUACGCCUACAAUUUAUAUUGCAGUUCACUGAUAAAUUAUAUAAUUUUUGAUAAAUUCCUUCUAAAUGGAAAGAUAACAUUUAAGCAGCACGCAUUGCCUAAGACAACAGAGACAAGAAGCAGAUUUUAGUACUUAAGAGCAUUUAAUUGGCAAUGUUAAGUUUUUCUUUUAGUUGUAUUAUAUAUAUAUAAUAGAAAUAUAUAUAUAUACAUACAUAUAUAAUAUUUUUUUUAAAUACAUUUGCUAUUAGGAUUUUCUAAUAUGGUUACAAAGACAUUUCCUACUUUUUUGUUCUUAGUUGUGUGUGUUAUUUUGUAUGAAA
Molecule: messenger RNA, 2379 nt
Organism: Teleopsis dalmanni
Lineage: Eukaryota; Metazoa; Arthropoda; Insecta; Diptera; Diopsidae
Gene: Faf2
Product: FAS-associated factor 2
Exons: 6
Coding region: 595-1953 (452 amino acids)
Cellular component (GO): endoplasmic reticulum
Molecular function (GO): ubiquitin binding
Source: RefSeq, a predicted model, not a curated record